Molecule: messenger RNA, 2581 nt
Organism: Papaver somniferum (opium poppy)
Lineage: Eukaryota; Viridiplantae; Streptophyta; Magnoliopsida; Ranunculales; Papaveraceae
Exons: 3
Coding region: 233-1402 (389 amino acids)
Source: RefSeq, a predicted model, not a curated record
UCUUCUGAAAUCCCUAAUCCUGGAAAAUGGAGAUCUUUGUUUGGUAGCAACAAAGGGAGCAUCAUUGGAUUCAUCCUCCUGCAAGCUGGAAUUUCUAAAUCUUCAAUCGAUUGAAGGUAAGAGGACUAUAAUCUCUUCUACAGAUAUUAUUGAUGAACUUAGGUUUUGCGAUAAGUUUGUAUUUGGGUAUUUUGUGGGUCGAAAGCCACCUUUCAAUGCAGUGAAGGAAGCAAUGGGAAAAGCUUGGAAUCUUAAGGGAGGAUUUAGAAUGUCUCUUCAUGAAGAAUCAAUGUACAUCUUUGAAUUUGAUUUGGAUGAGGACAGGGUUGCUGCCAUAGAGAUGGGAUCUGUCACAAUUUUAAAGAAGUUAUUUCUGAUCAGACCUUGGCAAUUAUUCAUCGAGCAUAGCAUUCAAGAAUUGAAGUCUGUUCCGGUGUGGAUGAAUUUGAGAAAAGUUCCAAUUCAUUUAUGGAAUGCCAAAGGCUUAAGCAUGAUUGCUAGUGGUAUUGGAACUCCAAUAUGUUCUGAUAAACACACAUUAGAAAGGACAAGGAUGAGUUAUGCAAGAGUUUGUGUUGAAAUGGAUGUAACUAGCGAUUUUCCAUCCUUCAUCCCUAUUUUGUUUGAUGGCAAAGAACUAGAAAUCUCGGUUGAAUACACUUGGAAACCUCCAAGAUGCCAGGCUUGCGCAACAUUUAGUCACUCUAGUGCUAAAUGUCCCAAGGUCUCUGCUAGUAAGGUUACCAAGAAGAUCUGGGUACCAAAAUUGAGCAAAACCAACAAGGAGACUUUGGGUAGGCUGGAAGAGUCUCAAAGACUAGAUUUAGAGGUGGUCAAUGCGGAUAUGAAUAUAAAGAAUGUCUCUGAGACUGAUAUCGACAAGGCUGGAAAUUUGGAGACUCCUAGGAAUGAGGAGCAUAAUGACAGUGGAAGCCUAACAGAAAAAGGGGAGUCCCGUGUACAAUCAAAUGAAGAGAUGGUAGAUAAUGCUGCGCAUAUCUCUAUUGAGGAGAAGGCAGACUCCCCUGAUGUGGAAAGGAAAUACGUUAGGCGAAAGAACAAGGGAAGUACCAAAGAAAAUGAAAAGAAAGUAGAUGAGCUCAAAAAUAAGAAUUCUUUUGAAUCUCUUAUUGAGGUUAAUGAAGACCUUCCCUCUGUAGAGACUUUUGUGUCUCAAAGCAACAACAAUGAUCAACACAAUGAAGACACUACGUAUGUGGAUGAUUGUGUAGAGUCAAAUGAGGAGUCAGAAUAUGAAACCGAUAAUGAAGAGACUUCUGUGGAGAAGUUUAAACCCAUUGAGGAACACCUUGUUUGUUUGCAGCUGACUCGGCGUCUAGGUCUGAGUCAACCCCUGACUCGCACCGAGUCAGCAGUCAGAAUGUUUGGUUUCCAAUUUUGAUAAUCCCUGACUAGGCGCCUGAGUCAAGUUCAACCCCUGACUCGAUCCCUCUGGAGUCAGGUAUCGUAAUAUCCCUGAGUCAUGAGAGUUAACAUCUGAGUCGACCGAAAAGGCUAAAAUAUCCUCGGCCUUUUAAAACUAAAAUGUCCUUUCCUUUCUCAUUUUUUCGUUCUUCGAUGGAAAAAAACAAAUUGGGAGAACGAAAAAACCCUAUAUCACCUUAAUCUUUAUCAGCUGAUCUUCUUCAUCUUUCUCAAUUCAUAUUCUGCAUCUCAUUAAACAAUUUUACUCAUCUUUUCCAUCUCUUUAAACCCAUCUGAGUUAUUAUUAUUUAUUUAUUUUUAAAAAAUCAUCAACUUCAGUGGAUGAGAUUAUGGAACAUGAGUUUUUCUUAUUUAGGAACAUGAGCUUUUCUUAUUUGGGAAUAUGGGUUUUCUUCUAAUUGAGUUCUUAAAUGGCUUUCCGGGAGAAGGAAGAGGAUAAAAGUUGUGUGAAGUAGGUGCACUUGGUGGAGUACAGCAGAUAAAGAGAAAUGGAAUUUUCCCACUUAUUCUCCACUAAUCCAGUGGUACUUGGGCACUAGAGUAGUGGCUCGUUUUUUUGUCGAGUGGAAAUCAGGAUGGAUAUAUGAUGCAUUUCUUGAAGAUUUUAUCAACGGUGGUGAGUCGACAUCUCUUUUGGACUGCGUUAAGCUGACUGUCAGAGCCUUAAUUACUCUUGCGGACGCAAUUCCACCAGCACGAGCUGGUCUUGCUUCUGUGGCCCCUAAUGGAACAGAUGGGUCCUCAGCUUUCGCCAAACAAAAUGCUUUUGCACCAUCUCAAGGACCAUUCCCAAGUAGUUCAUACGUUACCCAAACUCCUGCUCCAGUGAAUCCUCCCUUGAAUGAUGUUUGGGGGUCAAGGAAUGCAUGGUGUUGUUAUAUUGCUUGCUCGUUAUUUCCCAUUGAUGUCUCUGUUGUACUAAGAGGGCCUUAUUGGUUACUCACAGUUCGCUUCUCGGGAUAAUUUGUUCUUCUUCUUUUUUUCUGCAAAGAGUUUCCAUCUAUAUAUGUGCAAGUUACAGUUCAGUUGCUACUGAACAUACUAUUAUUGGUGAACGAAAGCAAAUGAAUGUGUAUGUUCCCUUUUUAGUUCAAGGUUAUAAAUGAAUGGAGAGUAAAAAAAUGAUACCUGAUAA